AUGAAGGCUGCGGGCCUUUUGACCCUGAUUGGCUGCUUGGUCAUAGGCGCCGAGUCCAAAAUCUACACUCGCUGCAAACUGGCAAAAAUAUUCUCGAGGGCUGGCCUGGACAAUUACUGGGGCUUCAGCCUUGGAAACUGGAUCUGCAUGGCAUAUUACGAGAGCGGCUACAACACCACGGCCCAGACGGUCCUGGAUGACGGCAGCAUCGACUACGGCAUCUUCCAGAUCAACAGCUUCACCUGGUGCAGACAAGGAACGCUGCAGGAGCAGAACCACUGCCACGUCCCCUGCUCAGCCUUGAUCACUGAUGACCUCACAGAUGCGAUUAUCUGUGCCAGGAAAAUUGUUAAAGAGACAGAAGGAAUGAACUAUUGGCAAGGCUGGAGGAAACACUGCGAGGGCAGAGACCUGUCCGAGUGGAAAAAAGGCUGUGAGGUUUCCUAAGCUGGGACUGGACCCAGGAUGCUUUGCGGCGACGCCCCAGGGUUUGCAGUGAAUGUCCAAAUGCCUGUGUCAUGUCAUCCCGCGUCCUCCCAAUAUUCCUUCUCAAACUUGGAGAGGGAAAACUAAGCUACAUUUUUAAGAAAAUAAAU
Messenger RNA from Cebus imitator (Panamanian white-faced capuchin), 596 nucleotides. Its product is annotated as lysozyme-like protein 1. NCBI's taxonomy places the organism in Eukaryota, Metazoa, Chordata, Mammalia, Primates, Cebidae. The record is from RefSeq and is a predicted model, not a curated record. Gene Ontology annotation, molecular function: lysozyme activity. The coding region runs from base 1 to 447 and encodes 148 amino acids. The transcript is spliced from 4 exons.